AUGAUGAUGCCCUCACUUGAAGUCUAAAAUAAUCAAUAGGAAAAUGGGAAUAUUGAUAACAAAGAAAAUGUCUUCCUCGAAUUACCACUUUCUAUCAAGAAUAUGAAUAAACAGGGUCAGCUAUUAAACAGCAGCUAAGGUGGAGAUCAAGAAUGUAACUAUGCUAGAGUGGUGCCGUUUAUACCUGAAAAUGCAACGGAGAAAGAACAGAAAAUUCACUCUUUCCUAAAUUAGUUCAAUGUGUUCGCUGUGAAUAUCAAAGAGAUGAUUGAGGACUUUUCGAAAACCCCUACCAGUAAUAGGUUACGAUAGGAAUUCGGGAAGAAAAAGAUGAAUUCGAGCCUAUUCGAGAGAAGAAAGAAUUAGUAACUUAGCUUCAGUAGUUAGCGGACUUCUCCAUUUAGAAUAGAUAAACCUUAAUUUAAUUCAGGUUUCGAAGAUUAAUUAGAAUUUGGAAGAAAGGCUACAUAGGAUGAUAAACUUGGGUUGUCAUUUGGACUUGCACUCACAGGUAAACGCAGACAAAUCGUUGACACGUUUAGCAAUAUUUCUACUCACUAAGAUGAUUCGCUACCAAUAUCUAAUGAUAAAGAUGAUUCCAUGCAAUGCUUCUGA
Molecule: messenger RNA, 615 nt
Organism: Stylonychia lemnae
Lineage: Eukaryota; Ciliophora; Spirotrichea; Sporadotrichida; Oxytrichidae
Source: the annotation of a GenBank genome assembly